Messenger RNA from Klebsormidium nitens, 4658 nucleotides. Lineage: Eukaryota; Viridiplantae; Streptophyta; Klebsormidiophyceae; Klebsormidiales; Klebsormidiaceae. The record is from the annotation of a GenBank genome assembly.
GGUCUACCUCCGAUGGCGAAAGUGGUCACAGCAACGAGGAGCGGGGGUACUCGGAGGAUUUUAGGGAGCGCAGGUUCCAGAAUGGUAAUGAAGCAUACUCCGGUCAGCAGCAGAGAGAGGGCCGUGGUAAUGGUCGCGGCGCACGGGGUGGAGCUACCUUCGCAAGCGGACGAGGCAUGUUUGCUGCCGAUGGGAGUGGUGGUCGGUACAACGCCCCAGGCGCACGGUCAGGGAGUUUUGCCCCGGAUAGUCGGGCGCAAGUUGAGCGGACUUCUGGCUGGCAGGCAAAUUCUGGGGACGACGGUGUCAGUGAUUACGUCAGCGAUGAUGAUGGUGGAGUCCAGACGAGGUCAUUUGAAAGGGGCCGCCCUAGGGUUCCGAAGGGGGGGAUCCCCCCAGGUCUUCCUGGAGGCCCCCCGGAAGAACCGGGCGUCCCCUUCCGGCGCACGCUCCUGAAGAAGGAACUGUUCGAGAAGCAGGGAAAGCAAUUGGCGGGGAACUUGGGGCUCGAUGAGCGGGACUUGUACGGAUGGAAGGCGAACGAUUUGCGCAAUUCUGACGCGUUGGAUGAGGGGAAGCGUCCAGAGUUUCGCGACUUUUCGCAGCGCGACAUUUUCCGGGACAGGAUUCGGACAGCCCCCGAGCCUCGGCCCCCCCCUCAAAAUCGAUUCUCGUCGGAAGACAGGCCGUCCAAAACUGGGCCAAAAACGCCCUGGGUUAGGAACGGGGUCAGCUCGCCCCCUUCUGAAAGGCGAUUCCAAUCAGAUUCUUCGCCAUUUGACAGCCGCCCUGGAAGCCCCCAGUUUAGAAACAGGGUUAGCGCGCCCCCAAACUCCCGGCAAGGCGGUAGAGGCGCCUCUGGUCGGAUGGCCCCCAGCGACUUCCAGAACCAGGCGGUUACGCCGUUCCAGAAACCCAAACCUCCCGGGUUAGACGUCGGCCCAACAAUUGACAGCAUCAAACCCCGGUUCGUGCCCCGAGAGGACCCACCCGACACUAACCACCUCGGAUGGAAACCCGAAAACAACAGAGGUUAUCGGCCCCCAAGAGAGACGAGAUACAAUGCAGCGGUAGAGUCGCCUCCGGUCUACCGCCCCCCGCAGGAACCGAAUUUUGACAGGGGGGAGGAUUUGCCCCAGGGAGGAGCCCCCCAGCAGUGGCUGAGGAGGCCGCCGGCCCCCCCGGUGUCGAGGUUUAGGCCGGUAGCGAGAGAUGGGGAGAUCCAGUUUGAGGAGGAGAAAGGGGGGAAGCAGAGACCGUCGGGAUUGGAGCAAGAGGACGACGGAUUUUGGGACGAGGAGCACGGGGGGGAGGAGAUCUCGUUUGCGAGGGCGGCCCUCAGUCACGACCUUGAGGUGGAAGAUUUGGAGGAGGCGCAGUACCGGAUGCAGGAGGAAGAGCGUGCAGAGAAGCUGCGGCGGCGGCGAGCGAUGUAUCGGGCAGAAAUGAUUCUGGAGGAAGCGGAGCUCAAGCGGCUGAGGAGGAACGCAAUUCGACAGCGCUGGUUCCUCAAGAUAGGCAAGACGGGCGUGACGAACACGGUCCUGGACGAGAUUUACAAGGUGUGGGAGAACCUGGAGGUGGCCAAGCUGAAGGUGCGCGAGGAUGCGCUCCACGGCCAGAUGCGCGCGCUGCACAACACUCUCGAGGAGAAAACCGGCGGGCUGGUAAUCCUGCGCACUGGCACUUUGAUCCACCUGUACCGGGGACCGGACUACAAGGGCCCCCCGCCACGAUCCAAGAUCAAUGACAUCACGGAAGCGAUUGGCGACCAGGACUUGUUUGGAGAGAGCGACGACCUGGAGGAAGGAGACCUUAUGACGCAGUUCGAGGUGGAAGAUGGCAUCACUUCGGUCGCUCCUAUUCUGCUCCGCGACCACACGGAGGACGUCCCCCAGUUUGCGCGCAAGGUGGCGCUCAUGUCGGGCGGCGAGAAGGGCGGCGUGCGCAAGCGCCUGACGGAAAAGCCCGUGCGAUGGCUGCCUCCGGGGCAGACCGCCAAGCUGACCAACUUUGAGAUGAUGAUGCUGCGGCGCAAGGGGAAGCGGAUCAAGCCGGCGUUCGUGCUUGGCCAGCAGCGGCGCUUCGACGGCCUGGCUGCGGCGAUCAUGGAGUACUGGGAGCGCAACGAGAUAGUCAAGAUCAGCUGCCGCGCGGUGAUCAACGCUAACCUUGAGAGGACGGCCAAGGCCAUUCAGGACCUCAUCGGGGGAGUUCUGCUCGUCAAAGAGGGCGGCCUCAUCUCCAUCUACCGCGGCAAAGACUACCUCCCCCUCCGUAUCGGCGAGGCCCUACGCCGCUACCAGCAGCGCAUGAUCGCCGAGAAAGCCGCCGAGCGGGAACAAGAGUCCGCGGCACUCGAAAUUUCGGACGGUGAAACAGUGCCGAUGGAAGCGCCGAGCGCGACGUGGGUUGCGGAAGCCGGCGUUUCCGAGCGGGAGUUUGAGGAGGAGCUGGCGGAAGACGAAAAGGUCGCGAGGGAAGAGCUGAAAGUGGCUGGGGAGGUGGAAUCUCUAGAGGUUCCGGGCGGUUCGGAGGGAGUUGCGAGCGUUUUGGACGCUGUGGAGAGUGGUUCGGACGCCGAGAAGGCGGAGGUUAGCGACGGGGUUAGGGCGUCCGUUAGCGGAACCAGUUCGGAGGGGGUAUCGCCUCUGUUGGAAAAGGUGUUGUCGGCUGAGGAGGGUUUGGUAAGCAGCUCCGGACGGUCCGAAUCUGAGGCAGCGUCCGGAGCGAACGAGACUGUGAAACGGUUGAGGGCGUUGUUGGACGCGACUUCCGGCGAGAGCGCUGCCGAUUCGGCCACCGGCGAGUCGGUCGACAACGAAGAGGAAAACGAUGCGGAUGCUGUGUCGGACGGUACAGGAGCAGAUGCGGACGCUGCAAAGCUGAUUUCGGACGCUGCGAGCUCAGUCUUGGACGCUGCCAUUCAAGAUUCGGACGGUGCAUUUCUGGAUUCGGACGCCACGAGCGCGGAUUCGGACGGUGUGAACAAGCCCGCGCCCAAGCUGGUGAAGGAUCUGGUGGUUCUCGACGACGAAGUCCCGCAGGCGCGGAUCGAUCAGAUGCUCGAGGCAGUCGCGGCGUAUCGGCGGCGGGACGUCGAGACGCUGACGCCCGAGGAGCGCGCGGCGCUGCGCAAGAAGGGGCUCGGCGAGCGGCGCUUCCUGCAAGUCGGGCGGCGUGGCGUGUUUUCUGGGACGAUCCAGAACAUCCAUCUACACUGGAAGCGCCACGAGCUGUGCAAGGUUAAGUGCACCGGAAUCCGGCCGGAGAUCGUGCCCAUUGUUGCGGAACAGCUUGCGGUUGAGAGCGGGGGCGUGCUGGUAGACUACGUAGGGACGACGAUCCUGCUGUACCGCGGCAAGAACUACAUCGCCCCCGAGACGAUCGUCCCCGUCCACAUGCUGAACAAGCAGGAGGCGUUGCGGCGCGCCAAAGCGGAGCAGCGCGCGCAGUCGCUGCUAGACCUGGAGAUUCAGCGACAGGAGGAGCUGGCGAAACAGCGGAAACGCCUCGAGUACAGCCUUAAGCUGGAGCAGGCGGCCGAGGCCCCCAAGAAGAAGAAGCAGGAAUACCCGCUGGCGCCCGGCGUGCGCGAGUAUGUCGUUAUCCCUGAAGCGGUGGAACUCAACACCACCGUCGAAAUGGAGCUCCGGAAACAGGGUCCGCUCAUCCCGAAGGAGCACAACCAGCCGGAUCUCCCGGCCUUCUGGCGCGCACCGGACAUGUCCCCCCUGCAGAAGCAGAAGAUUGCCCGGAUGUCCAAGCAGGAGCGCACCAACGCCUUCCUCGUCGGCAAGCGCGGAAUCACGGAGGGUCUGGGCCUGACCAUCCGGCAGCACUUCUACAAGCACGCCUUUGCCAAGGUGUCGCUCAAGCAGCGGCCGAACGGGAUCACCGUCAAGGAGUGCAUGAUCGAACUAGAGCGAUUGACGGGCGGGGUCUGCGUGUCCAAGGAGCCCACCCGGGUUAUCAUCUACCGGGGUUGGGAACCGGGCACCGAUCCACCGUGGAUUAAGAAGGAUCCGGAGACCGGGGCCGUCCUCCUCCCGCGGCGGCCGUUGAUCGCGCAAGUUCUCCGAGAGGCCGAAGAAGCUGAAAUGGACGAUCAAUCGGAAGAAAAGUCGGACGCGGAAAACGGUGAGGAUUGGAAAACGCAAGGGACGAACGUGUACGGUGAGCGGGACGACUUUACUAUGGGGACGGACGCAGACUGGGAGGGAGAAGAAGGGCCAGGGGGGGACGACGAUUUCGGGGGAGGGUUUGACGAGGACGAAGUGCCCCCGGUUUUGGGUGAGGAAGAUGACGACGAGAGCGAAGGGGGAAGGAGCGGGGGCGCGGAUAAGGGGGCUGCGCUACCCCCCAUGUUGUUUGUAGAUACCAACGGUGUGGCGCACUCUAGUCUUGAACCCGCUCCUUGAGUCAAGUUGAUUCGAGGAGGGACCUUGGAAAGAGCAAGCGGACGAGAAUUGUCGGACCGGUUUUGUCGAGCAGGCUGGUGAGAGCAUUGGUGCGAAAAUUGUGAUUGCGAACUGCGCAGUCGUCUGCGAACCUUGAUUGGCAGGGGCUACACGCAACAUUAUGAGUUGAUCUACGGAAGCCAGGGCUUGACUUUGCUUCGACAUUCAAAUUGCCUAGCUCGACGGAGGGUGGAGUGA